Molecule: messenger RNA, 3015 nt
Organism: Pestalotiopsis fici W106-1
Lineage: Eukaryota; Fungi; Ascomycota; Sordariomycetes; Amphisphaeriales; Sporocadaceae
Product: GPI ethanolamine phosphate transferase 1
Exons: 5
Coding region: 1-3015 (1004 amino acids)
Biological process (GO): GPI anchor biosynthetic process
Cellular component (GO): endoplasmic reticulum membrane
Molecular function (GO): mannose-ethanolamine phosphotransferase activity
Source: RefSeq, a predicted model, not a curated record
AUGGCAACCGUCAAUCGCUUCACGUUCCUGGCCAUUGCCAUGGUCUUUCACCUUGUAUACAUAUACUCUAUUUUUGACAUUUACUUCGUCAGUCCCAUAGUCUCUGGCAUGAACCUUUUUCAAAUAAAUCGUCCCGAGGGAACCAAAGCACCAGCAGAUCGUCUCGUUCUCUUUGUUGGCGACGGACUUCGCGCUGACAAGGCCUUUCAAUCUUUUCCCGACCCCUCCCCCAAGACGCCCGACGAUGAUCUGACUCCGAAGCCUCUUGCGCCAUUCCUAAGAUCGCGCGUUCUAGAGCAUGGCACUUUUGGCGUAUCGCAUACUCGAGUCCCUACGGAAUCGCGACCCGGACAUGUCGCGCUCAUUGCUGGCCUGUACGAGGACGUAUCGGCUGUUGCGACGGGCUGGAAGCUCAAUCCAGUCAACUUCGACAGCGUCUUCAACCGAAGCAGACAUACAUGGAGCUGGGGCAGUCCGGAUAUUCUGCCCAUGUUCGAGAAGGGCGCCACCCCUGGAAAGAUUGACGCAUACUGUUACGAUGCUGAAUUCGAAGAUUUCACCUCGGAUGCCGUUCACCUUGACCACUGGGUCUUUGACCAUGUCAAGGAGCUCUUUGCCGAGGCCGAGAGGAACAAGACCCUGAAUGAUGCAUUGAGACAGGAUAAAAUUGUCUUCUUUCUCCAUCUCCUGGGACUGGACACUACUGGCCACGGCUUCAGACCAUAUUCAAAGGAGUACUUGAACAACAUCAAAGUUGUGGAUCAAGGCGUGAAGGAGGUUACAGAAGCGAUCAACGCAUUCUACGGCGACGAUAGAACUGCCUUUGUUUUUACAGCUGACCAUGGUAUGAGUGAUUGGGGAAGUCACGGAGACGGCCACCCUGACAACACGAGAACACCCUUGAUUACUUGGGGUUCUGGAGUGGCUCGGCCAGUCGUACAAGCGGAUUCAGUUGCUCCGGGCCACGACGAAUAUUCCUCUGACUGGAAUCUCGACCACAUCAAGAGGCAUGAUGUUGCGCAGGCUGAUGUGGCAGCCCUCAUGGCCUAUUUGGUCGGCGUCGAGUUCCCGGCCAACUCGGUUGGGGAACUGCCGCUAUCCUAUCUGUCCGCCAGCAUGCCCGAGAAGUCGCAAGCCUUGUUGGUAAACGCCCAAGAAAUACUGGAGAUGUACCGGGUGAAAGAAACUGCCAAGAAAGCGACUCAGCUCAGAUAUAAACCCUUUGCACCCCUAAGCAUGGGCCCCGAGGACCGUUUACAAAUUAUCCGAGAUCUGAUUGCAGCUGGCAGCCACGAGGAGGCUAUAGAGGAAACGGCAGUCCUCAUCAAAUCUGGCCUCGACGGCUUGAGAUACCUCCAAACAUAUGACUGGCUCUUCCUGCGAGCUGUCAUCACUGUCGGCUAUCUAGGAUGGAUGGCUUUCGCCCUUACCACCGUCCUUGAUUUGCACGUGUUGCAAGGUUCAACCCAAGCCCAGCGCAGUCUCGUCAGUGUGGUGUCAUUUUCGUCGGUGCUUGUUGUCCUCUAUGCCUCAUUCAUUGCCUCGCACUCUCCCAUUACAUAUUACGCCUACGCAUUUUUCCCAGUCUUCUUCUGGGAGGAAGUCUUUGCAAGAAGGCAUAGCUUGAUCAAGGGUCGUCAAGCUCUAUUUGGACAUGUUCAGUCGGGACCCAAAAUGGCCAACUUAAUUCUUGGUUCCAUCUCCUACCUUGGAAUUAUUGAGUCGCUGGCACUUGGAUAUAUUCAUCGCGAGAUUCUCACCGUGUUGUUCUGUGUAGGGGCUUUCUACCCUGCUGUUCUGGGUGUAUCGUUUCUACAGAAUCAUGCGUUACUCUCUGCGACCUGGUCUGUAUCUUGUUUCGUCAUGAGCACCUUCACAUUGUUACCGGCCAUGAAGACAGAAAACGUGACCCUGAUCUUGCUUGGCGGCAUUCUCAUGGUUGCCGUUGGUCUCACCUACCUAGCAUUUGAGAACAAAAUUCUUUCGGAUUUCUCGAGUGUGUCGACACCCAAAGCGCAAAGAACGGAGAACACCUUGUCUAGAGCCUUGAUUGGAGCCCAGAUUGGGCUCAUUCUGCUCGCCAUGUAUGUGACACGCUCGAGCGCACUGUCAUUACAAUCCAAAGAGGGUAUACCUCGCGGCAAUCUUGUCAUUGGAUGGGUCACAUUGAUUACCUCAUUCCUCAUGCCUCUGGCCCAUCGGCUUCAGCCCAACAGGCACUAUCUGCACAGGCUGCUGGUGAUCUUUCUGACAUUUGCACCCACCUUUGUCAUACUUACGAUUUCCUACGAAGGGCUUUUUUACUUUGCGUACUUCGUCACCUUGCUCACAUGGGUCCGAUUGGAGCAUUACAGUCAAAAGUUCUUGAAGCCACAGCCAUUGUCCAAUAAGGAACAAGCAAAUGGCAAUGGAAAGCCAUCAACCGAAAGUUUGAUUUCCAAAUUCCGGCCGCUCAAGCUUUCAGAUGCACGUGUUGCACUCUUCUUUUUUGUCCUCCUGCAGUCGGCAUUCUUUAGCACGGGAAACGUCGCGUCUGUUUCGUCGUUCAGCUUGGAGAGUGUCUGUAGGCUUGUACCAGUCUUUGAUCCCUUUUCGCAGGGAGCACUUCUGAUACUCAAGAUCAUGAUACCCUUUGCCCUGAUCUCGGCGAACCUAGGGAUUCUGAACAAGCGGCUAGGAGUCGCACCGUCUGCUCUGUUUAUGGUCGCCAUGGCACUCAGUGAUGUACUGACACUCCACUUCUUCUGGGUUGUCAAAGACGAGGGGUCAUGGCUCGAGAUAGGAUCUACCAUCAGCCACUUUGCAAUUGCGAGUCUGUUAUGCGUGUUCGUAGCCGCACUGGAGGGUAUUAGUGCCAUCUUCAUCUCGGGUAUCGAGGUGGAGAGCGAGGCUUCAAAAGCUAAAGCAAAAAGGCUAGAUGAGGGAACCGCGAUGGAUGCUGUGGCUGAACUGGUGGUCGGAGAGGCGAUCGAGGCACCAACCGAAAAGACAGCCGAUAUUAACGGCCAGACAUGA